UCUCCACUUGUUUGUACUUACUGUGGGUAUGCAGUGAAAACUUGACACAUGUAAUCUUUCUACCCGACAGUUGGUGGCAGUGUUCAACAGUAGAUUGGAUUUGUCCCCCUGGACUACUAGCAAUUUACAAUAGGAUAAAAACCACGAUCGAGGUCAUGCUCAAAUUAUUUACAAUUCUUCCGCGGUCGCUGUUGAAUCUGCAAUUUAAAAACUCACGUUACACGCAUAAACAUGUCUCAUUCGUCAUCAGAUUGCAUUCAUUACUUUAAAACAAGCGACCGAUGGAGAUAUCUAUUUCAUCUCGUAGUACAGCAAGGAAAGAACUUGCUUAUCCCGGGGACUCAUCAACAGCAAUUCCAACGGAUCAGGAAGCCUGUGACUGGGUGCAAAGAUAAUAAAUAUUGAGAUAACUCACUCGUAAUGCAUGUGUGUUUGGCGAGUUCACUACAGUUGUUGAAAAUUUUUCGAUUGGUAUAACAGGGCUGUUAACGCGGUUUCGGGUUAUUAUUCGGUUAUAACCAAUCUUUAGUGGAAAAAAAAUAUUUGACCUAAUAGCGCAGAUUAUUCAUUAGUUGUUGAGUUAUAUUGUGAAUGGCGGUCCGAUCAUUACUGUGUAGUCGGUCGGUUGCGUCGCAUCACGUCUUGCGUAUAUAGACGAUCUACGUAAUAGUCCGUAGUAAGUGCGUGGAAGAAAAGCUUCUCCCACUGGCUGCCAUGAGCGAGAUACUCGGCGACACUUUCCGUUCCCGUGACCGAUUGCCGUGUCCGGAAUAGUCGAGGAUUCUGCGUCAUCGCAGCCCGCUUGCUCUCGUUUAUGGUUACAUUUGUGCCCCUUGUAAAACGUAGCUGCUGGCCUUUUGAGGCUAGCUGGCUAGUUGACUGACGGACUCGGCGGCCAGCUGGUCGGACAGCGCAGCGGUACACUAACGUUAGCAAACAAGCUAAUUAGCCACAAAGACUCAACCUGGAUUACCGUCUUGACGAUCAAAUAACGCUCGGGUGUUUAACGAUCACGCUUACGCGGCAACAUGAAGAUAACUGUGGAUUUCGAGGAAUGUUUGAAGGACUCCCCUCGGUUCAGAGCCACCAUAGAGGAAGUGGAGGGGGAUGUGUGCGAGUUGGAAUCGAAGCUCGACAAACUGGUGAAGUUGUGCAUUGGGAUGAUAGAUGCUGGAAAAGCUUACAAUGCUGCCAACAAACAGUUUGUCAACGGGAUCCGGGAGCUCGCUUUGCAAUCUACCAAAGAUGAAGUCAUCGAGUCCAGUCUUUCCAAGUUUGCAGAAAGCCUUCAGGAAAUGAUCAACUAUCACACGAUACUGUUCGAUCAGGCCCAGAGAUCAAUCAAGACCCAGCUUCAAACAUUUGUUAAAGAUGACCUGCGCAAGUUUAAAGAAGCCAAGAAGCAAUUUGACAAAGUGAGUGAAGAAAAGGAUGCAGCGCUGAUCAAAAAUGCUCAGGCUCCCCGCAACAAGCAGCACGAAGUGGAAGAGGCUACCAACAUCCUCACUGCCACGCGCAAAUGCUUCCGACACAUCGUGCUCGACUAUGUUUUACAGAUAAAUGUGCUGCAGUCCAAACGAAGAUCAGAAAUCCUAAAAUCUAUGCUGUCCUUCAUGUAUGCCCACCUGACCUUUUUUCACCAAGGCUAUGACCUCUUCAGUGAGUUACAGCCACUAAUGAAACAUCUCGGAGGACAGUUGGACCAGCUGGUUGUGGAUGCUGCCAAAGAGAAGCGGGACAUGGAGCAAAAACACUCCACCAUCCAGCAAAAGGACUUCUCAACCGACGACACCAAGUUGGAAUACAAUGUGGAUGCAGAAAAUGGCAUUGCCAUGGAAGGUUAUCUUUUUAAAAGGGCUAGCAAUGCCUUCAAGACAUGGAAUAGACGGUGGUUCUCCAUUCAAAACAAUCAGCUGGUUUACCAGAAGAAAUUCAAGGACAACCCGACGGUGGUGGUGGAAGACCUGAGGCUAUGCACAGUCAAACACUGUGAAGACUUAGAGCGACGCUUCUGUUUCGAGGUGGUCUCACCCACCAAGAGCUGCAUGAUGCAAGCAGACUCCGAGAAGCUGCGACAGGCGUGGAUCAAAGCGGUCCACAAUAGCAUCGCCACUGCCUUCCGUGACAAGGGAGAUGAUAAUGAGAAGCUGGACAGCAAGACUUCCACGUCAACGGGGGGCAGCUUAGACUCUGGUGGGGAGCCCAAGGAGAAAUCACUAAAAGGGGAAAGUGCCCUGCAGAAAGUCAUCGCCAUCCCGGGCAACGCUUGUUGCUGUGACUGCGGCCAGCCAGAUCCACGCUGGGCCAGCAUCAAUCUAGGCAUCACUCUUUGUAUCCAGUGCUCUGGAAUUCACAGGAGUCUGGGAGUUCAUUUCUCAAAGGUCCGGUCACUGACUUUGGAUUCGUGGGAGCCGGAACUGCUCAAGCUAAUGUGUGAACUUGGAAAUGGAGUUAUCAACCAGAUAUAUGAGGCGCGGCGAGAGGAACUGGGAGCAAGAAAACCACAGCCAGGAGACCCAAGACAUGAAGUCGAGGCCUACAUCAAGGCCAAGUACGUGGAUCGCAGGUUUGUGCGCAGGCCAUCUGACGAGGAACUUCGGUGCAAGGUGGUGUCCCUCAGCAAACAGGAGAAGAGACUUAGCAGCAGCUCCGAGCACCUGCCACCGAGACCGCCGCCACCCACCCCCAAACUCCGACCUGGUUCCAACACUUCGGGACAAUCAGCUGCUGCCGGUGGCUCGGAGGCCCGGCGGGACUCUCUCUUCUGUCCUGACGAGCUUCAUUCACUCUUCUCCUACUUUGACAACUCCUCCAAGCUCAGGAGCAUCAAAAGUGCAGACAGUGGAAUCCAGCAUAGUGCUGAUGGCAGCAGGGAGAUGCUGGCCACCACUCCCUCUAGUGGUAGUUUGGCAGAUGGAGAUGUUGCUGAGACUCCACCCAUACCCAUGGCAGCCACCACCAUCACCUUGCCUCCACCAUCACCUUGUAAGGAGACGGUGUUCUACGAGCCCAAGGAGUACAGUUCGGGUCUUCAGCUCUACUGGGCUUCGUGCGCCUGCAGUCUACCUGACAUGGCUGAGGCGCUGGCCCAUGGAGCUCAAGUUAACUGGGUCAACAUGGAAGACGACAAGAAAACACCGCUCAUCAUGGCCGUGCGGGGGGGCUCAUUGGUGACCUGCGAGUUUCUGCUGCAAAACGCGGCUAAUGUGAAUCAGCAGGAUGCUCAAGGUCGAGGACCUCUGCACCAUGCCACCAUGCUGGGACGCACAGGGCAAGUGUGUUUAUUCUUGAAAAGAGGAGCCAAUCAGAAUGCUGCAGACAUUGAGGAGAAAACACCGCUGGCCAUGGCUGUGGAAGCAGCCAAUGCAGACAUUGUUACAUUGCUGCGGCUGGCCAAGAUGAACGAGGAGAUGCGCGAGGCCGAGGGACCCUACAGCCAGUCAGGAGAUGAAACCUACCAGGACAUCUUCCAGGACUUCACCCACAUGGCCUCCAACGACCCGGAGAAGCUGAACCGCUACCAGCACUAUGACCCGCAGAAACCUUGAUUAUGUCCCCCCGAGCUCAAUGUUUGAUAUCCAAUUGGACUUGGCGAUGCCUGCUUGUAAAAAAAGGCUACGCGUUAAAGUGAAGGACCAAUGUUGGGCGACAACCUUGAAGUCAAGCAAGUAAAAGGGUACCGCAGGUUGUUGAAGCCAGUUCAGCUCCCUCGCGUCACCUGUUUUCUUUUUCCAGGCCUUAGUUGGACCUUUUUAUCAAUCUUUUACUUUAAUUUGCACAAAUCUAUGUCUUACAUGACCACCAGUAUUUACCUCAAGGUAAGAUGUGUGUGUAUGUACAGUCUUAUAUGUAUGUGUAUGUCAUCAUGUUAUAGAUGAAUUUAUUGACAUAUUUUUGUGUAGUGGUGAAUGCCAGUGUUUGCUGAUGAAAAUAGCGUCCAAGCGUGACAUGAUUGUUCAUUUUAAACACUUGUAAAGAACUUUAAUUACAGUUUAUGCACAUCCUCUUUGUUUUUAGUCAGUUAAUGUCAUUUAUUUUAUGAUUGUCAAAAUUUCUAUUAGAAUUUACAGAAUUUUCUGUACUUUUAUCAUUGUGGUAAGUUGUCCACACAUUUGAUUCGUUUUGAACACUUUUAACAGAAGGUUUUUCAAUGCAAUGUGUAGUCUGACAAGAAAAAUAGAAAAAAAAAAUCUCCAUGUGUGACAGCAUAGUAUUGAAACAAGUCAUCUUCAUUACUUUUGUGCAAGUCUCCUGUGUAUGUUGUGUUCAAUGUUCUUUCACUUCAUGCAAAAUGCAAAGAUAAGUUGGGAUAAAAAACAAAUAUGUAUACUGUACAUAAACAUUGAAAUUGCUGACUGGUACUUGAAUGAAAUUUUUGUAUAUUCUCUCUACCAUUUACUCUUGUAGUCCUUUUUAUAUUGUCCAGUGUGGCACUGUAUUAUUAGUCUUAUUAUCGCUGAAAUUCAAUACACACAAACUAAUGAGUCAA
This is a messenger RNA of Syngnathus typhle (broad-nosed pipefish), 4489 nucleotides long. RefSeq names its product arf-GAP with coiled-coil, ANK repeat and PH domain-containing protein 2-like. Gene Ontology annotation, molecular function: protein binding; GTPase activator activity. The coding region runs from base 1029 to 3548 and encodes 839 amino acids. The transcript has 24 exons. Gene Ontology annotation, cellular component: cytoplasm. NCBI's taxonomy places the organism in Eukaryota, Metazoa, Chordata, Actinopteri, Syngnathiformes, Syngnathidae. The record is from RefSeq and is a predicted model, not a curated record.